This is a messenger RNA of Salvia splendens (bonfire salvia), 1089 nucleotides long. Its product is annotated as adenylyl-sulfate kinase 3. The coding region runs from base 229 to 897 and encodes 222 amino acids. NCBI's taxonomy places the organism in Eukaryota, Viridiplantae, Streptophyta, Magnoliopsida, Lamiales, Lamiaceae. The transcript is spliced from 7 exons. Gene Ontology annotation, molecular function: ATP binding; adenylylsulfate kinase activity. The record is from RefSeq and is a predicted model, not a curated record. Gene Ontology annotation, biological process: sulfate assimilation.
GAAUGUUCAGCUCUGCAGUUUCAAUUUGCAUUCAACGUCAGAAUUCCAUACUCUGUUUCAAUCGCAAAUCAAUAUUUUCCCUUCUCUUCGCCAAAUACGUCCACAUUCAAUCCCCAAUUUCCCCCCUUUCUCAUUCUUCAAGCUAUCCAAUUUCUUCAUCCUGCUUCUAAUAUUUCGCAAUCUCACAAUCCUGUUGGAGAACACAAGGAAUGCCGCUUCUCUCUCUCUAUGUUUGCCCAACUUUUAUAUGCUGAUAAAGGAGUAUUUUCCCUAAUGUCUACCGUUGGCAAUUCAACGAAUAUUUUCUGGCACGAAUGCCCUGUUGGGAAGGUUGACAGGCAAAAACUGCUUAAUCAACAGGGAUGCGUUGUAUGGAUUACUGGUUUGAGUGGAUCAGGUAAAAGUACCUUAGCAUGCUCACUGGGUAGAACAUUGCACUCUCGGGGGAAACUUUCAUAUGUUCUCGAUGGGGACAACCUUAGGCAUGGUCUAAACAAAAAUCUAGGCUUCUCACCUGAGGAUCGGACUGAAAAUAUACGCAGGGUUGGGGAAGUUGCAAAGCUCUUUGCUGAUGCUGGAUUAAUCUGCAUUGCUAGUUUGAUAUCUCCUUAUUGUAAAGACCGUGAUGCUUGUCGUGCCUUAUUGUCAGAAAACUUUUUUGAGGUCUUCCUAAACAUGCCUUUAGAGUUGUGUGAAGAAAGGGAUCCUAAAGGUCUUUACAAGCUUGCACGAGCUGGGAAGAUUAAAGGGUUUACAGGAAUAGAUGAUCCAUACGAACCACCUUCGAAUUGUGAGAUUGAGAUAACCCAAAAGGAUGGAAUUUGCCCGACACCGAAUGAGAUGGCUGGGCAGGUGGUAUCAUACCUGGAAGACAAAGGAUAUCUUGAAGCUCAGUAACCAUACGAAAUGUUUCAUGACAUGCUGAUUAUUGAUGUUUAGAUUAGAUGAUAAUUAUGAUAUUAUAGAGUGAUUGCUCUUUUUCUUCGUUUUUUUUGGUCCUUCUUUUGAACAUUACUAGUCCAACAAUUUGUGCUGUAUUGUAUUUUUAUGAAUAUAAAUAUAUAAAAUGUGGCAUGAAUAUCUUGGAUA